AGAGAGUCAUAGCCACAGACUGCACCAGGACCACAUUAACAGGCUGGCACUUGACUUGGCUUUUCCUAAGUGCUGAAGAACUCUCUCUCUGUGACAACCUUUUUCCAUGUCAUCUUCUCAUGUUUGGAAUUGGGUUACUAAGAAUGAAGUCUCUGCUUCAGAAUUGAAUGUUUUCUAGUUCUGUGAGGUGUUUUUAGUGAGAUGCUACCAUCUCAACCAUACAUCCUUUUUACAUCUGUCUGAUGCCUUUGAAAAAUCAAGUUGUAUGAUUCCCCCCAAGCGGAGUUGAAACUUGCCUUUGAGGCAGACCUACUUUUUCUUUAAAAGCUAUACUGCCAUUGUUUCUGUCUUCAGGCAGCAGUUUUUUUAUUUUAUUUUUCGUCUACCUUUCCUUGAGUGAGAGUAACAAUGCGCAUUGCGGUGGCAUUCCCUUCCAUUCUCCUCCUGUCAGUCACUCUGUCUCUGGUUGAUGCGAAGUUCAACAGACCCUCCCAGUACAUCCUCUACAAGGCUGGGCCCACUCCUCAUCACUAUGUCCAUGGGAAGCCCACCAGCAGGCACAAAAACCACUGUGCCUAUGUUGUUGAGAAGACUGUGUCAUUCACCAUGCAGGAUGGGGUAGCUCCUUAUGUCAAAGCUCAGUACAACAAGUGUGCCUGGGGUCAGAAGUGUCCAACCCUCAUGUACCAUCUGAUGUACAAGCCUGUCUAUAAAGUUGCACAUAAGACUCUCACUGAGCUGGAAUGGCGCUGCUGUCCAGGAUACUCUGGUUAUCGCUGCAUGGAGGGACCCCCAGCCUACCAACACCCAAUUAAGGCGAUGCCUCCAUUCAAGGGCCCACCGUUCAAAGGCCCACCCAUUAAAAGAAACCCCUGGAGUCAGACCAAGGGCCCUCCACCCAUGAAAUCGUACCCAAUGCUUACCAAGGGCCCUCCCAUGAAGGGACCUCCUCCUAUGAAGUCCUACCCAGUGAAAGCAAAAGGCCCUCCUCCCAGCAAUGUCAAGUCCUACCUUAUACGUCACUUUGGGCCUCCUCUGACCCACCCCUCCUACCCAGGGUCCUCUUUCGAGCCUUACCCCUUUGGGCCACAGCACCACCACCAGCCAGACCACCACGAGGGGCCAGACCAUCACCAGCCUGAACUAGACCACCAGGGGCAAGACCACCACCAGCCUGAACUAGACCACCAGGGGUCAGACCACGACCAGCCUGAACCAGACCACCAGGGGUCAGACCACCACCAUCCUGAACUAGACCACCAGGGGUCAGACCAUCACCAGCCUGAACUAGACCACCAGGGGCCAGACCACCCCCAGCCUGAACCAGACCACCACCGGCCAGACCACCACGAGCCGGACCAUCACCAGCCUGAACCAGACCAGCAGGGGCCAGACCACCAGGAGCCAGACCAUCACCAGCCUGAACCAGAUCUGGAGCCAAACCAUCACCAGCAGCCUGGACCAGAUCAUCCUGAUCACCCAGACCACACUGAUCAUCCUUAUCACUCAGAGCUGGAGCCCGUCACUGAUGAAACAGCUCCCCCUGCUGGCAGCCAAGAAAUCGAUGGCCAGCCUCUGGACACAGUGGACAGUGAGUCUGCUGAGCGUCUGGACCGGAUGGAGGAGGACGUGCGGAGGCUGUCCCAGGGUCUGGAGACACUGAGGGGGACGGUGAACGGACUUGAGGACGGCCUGCGCGCCUCACUAUGGGAGGACGCCAACAGGAUGCUCUCCACCCUGCUGUCUGCAGCACCAGGCCCUGUCCCUGCCCCCGCUCUGUCCUCUUCCCCCCACUCCACUGUAGGCUUUGCAGACAUCCCUGGAGGGGACCCCAAUGCAGAGGGGCUGGAUGGGGGCCAGGCUUUCCCAGGGUUGGGCGAGCUGACAGGGAGGGUUGAGGAGCUCCGGACUGAGCUGCAGGCCAAGGCUGCUGAAAUGGAGGAGCUGAGAGGCAGUGUGAUCAGGCAUGACGGAACACUCAAGAAGAUGUCAGGCGGUGCGGAUAGCUUGACAGGGACCCGAACGAGAGACACCCAGAAGGCAAUGGAGGAUCUGGUGGACGCCAAGCUGGGCGGGGCCCGGACAGAGAUCCUGGGUGAGUUUGAGAAGCGUGUCGAGAGCGCAGAGAGCCGCUGUGAGGAGAGGGCCAGGGAGGUGAGUCAACAGUGCCACAGGGAGCAGCAGGAGAGGCAGGAUCUGAUGGAGCUGGCCCUGGAGGGCAGCACCACAGGGCUUAGGAAGGAGCUGGGACACCUGCAGACUCAGAUCCAGGGACAUGACCUGACAGAGGGCUGCUGUGGUAGAGUCACUGGCCUAGGUGAGAGGGUGCAUCUGCUGGAACAGUUGGUGGCAGGCCUCAACCAGUCCCAGGGGCACCUGAGGGUGGAGCUGGGUGGGCACAAGGACCAUGUAGAGGGCAUGCUGGAGGGGCGGCUGGAGUACGUGGAGGCCAAGCUCAACCUGACUGAAAGUGGAAAGAUCAGGGGUGGGAGCGCUGGCAGCAGUGGUAAUGGUGGGGUCCAGGGCAGCAGCUCAGAGGGAGAGGUCGGGGCAGGCAGCCUGGAGGCCCGUCUGGAGGGGAAGCUGAAGGCUCUGGAGGGUCGUCUGCUGACAGCUGUGGAGGAGCUGGGGAACGCUACGGCCCCCGCCUUGCUGGAGGGCCACGCCAUGCCCACGCUGGAGACAGAGGUGGAGUCAUUCAGGAGGAGGCUGGAGGUGGACAUGGACAGAGUGCAGAAACAGCUGAGCGGCCUGGAACUCCUCUGCACCUCCUCCUCUCAGCCUCUCCAGGGAGACAAAGCCACAUCAAACACUCACAGGGUGGAGGAGGAGAAGACAGGAGGAGGAGAGGAGAAGGGUCUCCUGGACGUGCAGAAUAACCGUCUGAACAGCCUUAAUGUCACCCUGCAGAGCCUCCUGACCAGACUGUCCCAGAGGGAGGACCACCAGGAGGGAGAAGAGGGGAGCUCAGUCCAGGGUGAAAUCAUGCUGCUCAAGUUCAACGCCCGCUCCAUGAACCACACCCUGAAGGACCUGAAGGAGUCUGUAGGGUUGGUGGUCCGGGAUGUGGGGCACGCCAACACCACCUGGCAGGAGCGGGAGGAGCGCCUGGCCCAGCAGGUGAAGGGCGUGGUGCAGCUGUUGGGGCGCCAGGCCUCCAUGUUGGGGGUGGGUGAGAGGAGGCUGACCCGGCUGAAGGGAGAGCUCCAGGAGUUGAGGAGGCGGCUGGCCGGGGAGGUGCAGGGCUGCCGCUCCACCACGCUUGGAGUCCAAAAGGAGGUGGUGGAGGUUGGGGGCCGCGUGGCCAGCGUGGAGGGCCAGUGUAAGGGCUUCAGUCACCUGGCAGAGGAUCUGGAGAGGAUCAGGGCGGAGCUGGAGAGGCAGUCAGAUGGAUACCUGUCCCAGGUCAAUGGUACCCUCACUAAUCAUGCUCACCAGCUGUCUGAGCUGAGACAGGAACUCAGGAACUGCACGUCAAAUGCAGAGCCCACCCAGCAGAGCCUGUACCUCCUAGAGCCAGAACAGUUAAGAGGAGACCAGUAACCUGUCAUGAAAUCUAUUACUGUAAGAGGGAGGCCUGUGUUCUGUACUGAGUGAUAAUGGACCAUUAUCUUGCGCCCCAGAGACAAGGGCUGGUGGGAGAGCUGGAGACGGUCGAAACAAACAGGCAAUGUUUCAACCCACAGGGGCGCCAUAGAUAAUUUUUUAUUGAAUUUUGUUUAGCAAAAUGUUUUGUAUUGACACUUUUAUAUUGAUUUUUUUUGCUGUUGUUUAGUAGGCCUAUGAGUUUACAGGUAUCCAAGAUACUACGUUUUUAUUUUGUAUGAUUAUUGUCUUUUGUAUUUUACAUUUUGCAUAAAAUAUUACAUUUCUUUCUGAUCUGCAUUCCUCUUGCUGUUAAAGUAUUGUUUGUAUAAUAAAGAGCGUUAUGUCAUUGUU
Messenger RNA from Coregonus clupeaformis (lake whitefish), 3939 nucleotides. Its product is annotated as EMILIN-3-like. NCBI's taxonomy places the organism in Eukaryota, Metazoa, Chordata, Actinopteri, Salmoniformes, Salmonidae. Gene Ontology annotation, molecular function: protein binding. The record is from RefSeq and is a predicted model, not a curated record. Gene Ontology annotation, cellular component: extracellular matrix. The transcript has 4 exons. Bases 409 to 3543 code for a protein of 1044 amino acids.